ACACCCUAUUUCCUUUAUGCGCAGAGAGGACAGCUUCCGCCAGGCAGCCGGCAACGUGUGUCAGCGGUGAAGUGCUAUAUUCGGCCUGCACUCAGUAUGACGGAACGAAAAGGAACCGCUAAGGUUGAUUACCUUAAGAAGAUUGAGAAGGAAAUUCAAGCAAAAUGGGAAAGCCAGAAAGUGUUUGAAGUUGAUGCCCCAGUCACCAACACUCACAGCAGCAAAAACAAAUACAUGGUGACUUUUCCCUACCCAUACAUGAAUGGACGUCUUCACCUUGGGCACACUUUCUCCCUGUCCAAAUGUGAGUUUUCGAUUGGCUAUCAAAGAUUGAAGGGCAAAACAUGCUUGUUCCCAUUUGGUUUGCAUUGUACUGGCAUGCCAAUUAAGGCUUGUGCAGAUAAGUUGAAAAGAGAGAUGGAAUUGUAUGGCUGCCCACCGCAAUUCCCCGAGGAAGAGGAUGAAGAGGAAGAAGCUCUUGCAAAGGAGGAAGCUUUGAUCAUCAAGGAUAAAUCCAAGGGAAAAAAGAGUAAAGCAGCAGCAAAAACUGGCUCUUCAAAAUACCAGUGGGGAAUUAUGAAGUCUCUCGGGCUCACAGAUGAAGAAAUAGUUCAUUUCUCGGAAGCAGAACAUUGGCUGGAAUAUUUCCCUCCUCUUGCUUUGCAAGAUCUGAAGAGCAUGGGAUUGAAGGUGGAUUGGCGUCGUUCCUUCAUAACCACUGAUGUUAAUCCUUACUAUGACUCAUUCGUUAGGUGGCAGUUCUUAACUUUGAAAGACCGGAACAAGAUCAAAUUUGGAAAACGAUACACCAUCUACUCACCAAGAGAUGGCCAACCCUGCAUGGACCAUGACAGACAAUCUGGAGAGGGUGUUGGACCUCAGGAGUACACCUUAAUUAAAAUGAAAGUUCUGGAUCCAUAUCCUGCAAAACUGAGUGGUCUAAAAGGGAAGAAUGUUUUUCUGGUUGCUGCCACUUUGCGUCCAGAGACCAUGUUUGGACAGACCAACUGUUGGCUAAGACCUGACAUGCCUUAUAUUGCUUUUGAGAUCGCCAAUGGGGAUAUAUUUAUCUGCACACAAAGGGCCGCUAGAAACAUGUCAUACCAGGGCUUCACCAAAGACAACGGAGUGGUACCUGUGGUCAAGGAGUUAAUGGGGGAGGAUCUUCUUGGUGCUGCAUUGUCUGCCCCUCUAACAUCCUACAAAGUGAUCUAUGCCCUGCCGAUGCUAACCAUCAAAGAAGAUAAAGGCACUGGAGUGGUAACCAGCGUCCCCUCUGAUUCUCCAGAUGACAUAGCAGCCUUUAGAGACCUGAAGAAGAAACAAGCUUUGAGACAGAAGUAUGGAAUAAAAGAUGAAAUGAUCUUGCCUUUUGAACCGGUACCUCUUAUUGACGUACCAGGCUAUGGAAACCUGUCUGCUCCAGCCAUCUGUGAUGAACUAAAAAUCCAGAGCCAGAAUGACCGGGAAAAGUUAGCAGAGGCCAAAGAAAAACUGUACUUAAAAGGCUUUUAUGAGGGUGUUAUGAUAGUUCCUGGAUAUGAAGGUCAGAAGGUUCAGGAUGCUAAAAAACCUAUUCAACAGAAAAUGGUUAACAGUGGGGAAGCUUUGAUUUACAUGGAACCAGAGAAGCUAAUUAUAUCUCGUUCUGCAGAUGAAUGUGUGGUUGCACUUUGUGAUCAGUGGUAUUUGGACUAUGGGGAAUCAGAGUGGAAGAAACAAGCUACUGAAUGUUUGAAAAACUUGGAAACAUACGGUGAAGAGACCAGGAGAAACUUUGAAGCAGCCUUGGACUGGUUACAAGAACACGCCUGCUCUAGAACAUAUGGCUUAGGUACUCGUUUGCCUUGGGAUGAAUAUUGGCUGAUCGAGUCUCUGUCUGACUCCACCAUUUACAUGGCCUAUUACACGGUUUCCCAUCUACUACAAGGGAAUACUCUUAAUGGUCAAGGAGAAUCUCCUCUAGGUAUCCGGCCUGAGCAAAUGACCAGAGAAGUUUGGGACUACAUAUUCUUGAACAGCCCACUGCCUAAGUCCAGCAUCCCUAAAGAGAAUCUGGAAAAGCUCAGAAGGGAAUUUGAAUUUUGGUAUCCGGUUGACCUGAGAGUGUCUGGCAAGGAUCUUGUCCCUAAUCACUUGUCCUAUUAUAUCUACAACCACGUGGCAAUGUGGCCAAAAGAUAAUGGUAAAUGGCCAGUGGCCAUUCGGGCAAAUGGGCAUCUGCUGUUGAACUCUGAAAAGAUGUCCAAGUCAACUGGCAACUUCCUCACACUAAUUCAGGCAGUUAAGAAGUUUUCAGCUGAUGGUAUGCGACUGGCUUUGGCCGACGCUGGUGACACUGUGGAGGACGCCAACUUUGUCGAAGCAAUGGCAGACGCAGGCACUUUACGUCUGUACACCUGGGUGGAAUGGGUUAAAGAAAUGCUCGCAAACUUUGACAGCCUGAGAAGUGGGCCGUCACAAACCUUUAAUGAUCGCGUGUUUGCAAGCGAGAUUAAUGCAGGAAUUCAAAAAACUGAACAAAAUUAUGAAAAAAUGAUGUUCAAGGAAGCCCUAAAAACUGGAUUUUUUGAGUUUCAGGCCACAAAGGACAAGUACCGUGAACUGGCCAUCGAAGGCAUGCACAGAGACCUGGUAUUCCGGUUCAUUGAGACUCAAACACUACUGUUAGCUCCAAUCUGCCCCCAUCUGUGCGAGCAUGUAUGGACAUUACUAGGGAAGCCAGAUUCAAUCAUGAAAGCGUCUUGGCCAGUAGCAGGCCCUGUAGAUGAGGUACUCAUUCGAUCAUCACAAUAUCUGACAGAAACUGCUCAUGAGCUCCGGCUGAGACUGAAAGCAUACAUGGCUCCAGCAAAGGGAAAGAAAGCGGACAAGUCGCCACCGCCGAGGCCCUCACAUUGCACCAUAUAUGUGGCUAAUUCCUACCCACCAUGGCAGCACUCGACCUUGCUGAAUCUGCGCAAACAUUAUCAGAAUAAUGCUGGACAGCUACCUGAUAACAAAGUUAUAGCGACAGAGCUUAACAGCUUGCCGGAGCUGAAAAAGUACAUGAAGCGCGUUAUGCCAUUUGUCGCCAUGAUAAAGGAAAACCUAGAAAAGACAGGCUCUCGCAUUCUGGAUCUGGAGUUGGAGUUUGACGAGCGUGCUGUUCUUAUCGAGAACAUUGUCUACCUGACUAAUUCUUUGGAGCUAGAUCAUAUCGAAGUGAAAUUUUCUUCAGAUGCGGAUGACAAAAUUAAAGAAGACUGCUGUCCUGGGAAACCAUUUUCCGUUUUUAGAUCAGAGCCUGGUGUUUCCGUUUUUCUGGUGAACCCACAGCCGUCAAACGGCCACUUUUCCACGAUGAUUGCAAUCCGUCAAGGAGACAGCAGAGAUUCGAUCAUACGGCGCCUAAUGAAGACAGACAGGGGAAUCAAAGAUGUGACAAAAGUGAAGCUAAUGCGGUUUGAUGACCCACUGUUGGGGCCCCGUCGUGUUCCUGUUCUUGGAAAAGAAGAAAAUGGCAAAUCUGUAAUAUCCCCGCAAGCCGCCUUCCACAUUGACUUGAAUGAGAAACGUGUCCACGUUGCUGAUAAUGGCCUGAAAGUGGACAUUGGAGACACCUUAGUUUACGUUAUGGAAUAAUCUAAAGUUGAAGUCUAUUGUAUGUCUAGUCAUUGCUAAAAAUUAAAAUAGUUAUAAACCAUUUUACAGAGAAAAAUAUGGUCAUAUGUCUAAUUUAAAUGCUUGGUUUGUAUCAUUUGACACAGCAACAGUAACACCUAUUACAGUGAAUACUACCACUGUAAACAUGUAAUCCGGAGCCCCACAACGGACGUUGUGCUUUACAAAGGAAUGACAUUGCUGUGUUUCCACUAUUGUUGAAGUACAUCCAAGAGACUAUUUUAAUUCCAUUCAUUUUCAAAAGUUCCUAUUGUUUUUGGCAACAAAAAAAAAACAUCUUACAAAGACAUUUCUAUUUUACUGCAGUUUUCGUUUCAGUGUAAUCCAUCCGUUGCUGCAGCAAUAUUUAAAAUAAAACUGCUCUUGUCAUA
Molecule: messenger RNA, 4034 nt
Organism: Pelobates fuscus (common spadefoot toad)
Lineage: Eukaryota; Metazoa; Chordata; Amphibia; Anura; Pelobatidae
Gene: LARS1
Product: leucyl-tRNA synthetase 1
Exons: 32
Coding region: 97-3624 (1175 amino acids)
Biological process (GO): leucyl-tRNA aminoacylation
Molecular function (GO): ATP binding; aminoacyl-tRNA deacylase activity; leucine-tRNA ligase activity
Source: RefSeq, a predicted model, not a curated record